Messenger RNA from Pygocentrus nattereri (red-bellied piranha), 822 nucleotides. RefSeq names its product RING finger protein 222. Lineage: Eukaryota; Metazoa; Chordata; Actinopteri; Characiformes; Serrasalmidae. The record is from RefSeq and is a predicted model, not a curated record. The transcript has a single exon. The coding region runs from base 194 to 778 and encodes 194 amino acids.
CGCUCAGCUCUUCAGUCCGCAGUCCGUCCAGUCAGACUGCAUUCUUUCCGCCUGACAGCCACAGCCCGAACUGCACUCCGUCAUUUUAAGAUAAACCUGCUGUACGACAACAACUCAGCGCCUCCGUUCUCCUGCUGCUCCCCAUGUGGACAUAGAGCGGAGCUGGAGUUCGCUCUGACCUGUCUGACCAGUGAUGGAUGAGGAAGAAGAGCAGGGCAGCGAGUGUCCAGUCUGCUACGACAGUCUGCAGGACAGCGCGAGGACACUGAGCUGCGGACACGCGUUCUGCCACGACUGUCUGGUCAGGACGCUGGUCAGUGUGAACCGGGAAGGAACCGUCACAAGAGACAGCAUCAUCUGCCCCGUCUGCAGACACGUUACGUUCGUCACCAAACUCCAGGGACUCCUCGGGCGAGCCGGCGAGAAGGAGCAGAAGAUUUUGGAAGUGCCGUCGACGUCCGUCGCGCGUCCGGCGAGCGUUCACAGCGGUCGUUGUCACUGGAUAAGCGCGUGCGGGAGAUGGUUUUCGUCCAGACUGAGCCGUCAGAGGCUGGUCUGUCCUAAAGACUCCUUGCAGGUGUUCAUCAUCAGCGACAUGGGGCGCCCAAUGGCCGAUGAGGAUGUUAUUGAUGUUGGGACCAACGCAGUGAUCCACGAGAACACCACUGGCCGCAGCUGGACUAUGUGCACGACCUCCUACUGCCUGCUCGUGCUGUUGAUAAUCUUCACCUUACUCGCACUGGUAGCGGCAACGCUGCCUUGGGUUCUGUUGGUGUAGAGCAUUCCAUGGACCUCAACCUGUUUUUAUGACGUGUGAAAUGA